Molecule: messenger RNA, 1122 nt
Organism: Plasmodium gallinaceum
Lineage: Eukaryota; Apicomplexa; Aconoidasida; Haemosporida; Plasmodiidae
Product: conserved Plasmodium membrane protein, unknown function
Exons: 8
Coding region: 1-1122 (373 amino acids)
Source: RefSeq, a predicted model, not a curated record
AUGUUUAUUAUAAAAAGUAAUUUAGAAAAUGAUAACUCAUUGGAUACUAACUUAAAAAAGGAGCACAAUAAAAUAAACAAAUUUAUAAUUAUACUGAUUAUUAUAAUUAAUAUAUUAAGUCUUUUAUUUACGUUAUUAUUGGCUAUAAAAUUUUAUUUAUGUUUUUUUAAUGUAACAUCUUUUCUAUUUAUUUUAACACAAACAUGUUUAUGGUCGUAUUUAGCAAUUCUAAAUGUCUAUGAUCAAAAAUUCAUUUUUUCAAUUUUUACAUUUUUAGGAAUUAAUUUAUAUACACAAUGUUAUCAAAAUUUAAAUAAGUUAUUUUUAUCUGAUGAUAUUCAGGAAUAUCAUUAUAUGUCAAUUGCACUUUCUCAUUUACCAUUCCUUUAUAUAUGUUAUGAUAUUGUGAUAUUUCAAUAUGACAGUAUUUUUAUUAAAAGCACACAAGAUUAUACUUAUAAUGAUAAUUCUUUAAUAAUAUUAAAUUUUUUAAGAGGAUUGUUUUGUUCUUUUUGUAUAGCUGCAAUUUUUAUUAUUUCUAUGAUUUUAAAUAUUCAGAAUACAUUUAGAACUUAUCCUUUGAUGAAAUUAUCAGAUUCUAAAACAAAAAAAUAUCUAUUUUUUGUAUUUUUGUAUUAUUUUAUCGAUUCUCAAAUAAGAAUUGUUACAUUUCUCUUUAUUAUAGAAACGUAUGAAGUAAAUCCAUUUAAAAUAUUCGUUUUUAUCUUUUCUCAGAUAUUGACUAUAUGUGUAUGUAUUGCUUUUGAUACUCACAUUUUUAAAAAUAUUAUUAUCGGAAUAUCCGCAAUUUUAGUUUCUCCUUUAUCCAUAAUAUUGCAUUCAACGAACAGAAAUUAUGGAAAUGAAAGAGUUGUAAGACUUAGUAAGUUAUUAAUAAAUUUUAGAUUUUUUGAAUUUUUUUUAAUUCUUUUUUACGGAUCAUUAUAUUACGAUGAUGAAGAAAUAGGAAAUACUUUCAUAUUAUAUGUACAGUUAAUUAAUCUUAUAUUAUUAUUUUUUCUAAUAAUAAUUUAUAAAAAGGUGAUAUCUUGUAAAAGAAAAUUUGAAGAAAGUGGUGAUGAAUUUAAUGUAGAUAUAUACAAUAAUAUAAAUGAUAACUAA